Cherax quadricarinatus is the source of this 1659-nucleotide messenger RNA. RefSeq names its product trafficking kinesin-binding protein 1. Gene Ontology annotation, molecular function: myosin binding. The record is from RefSeq and is a predicted model, not a curated record. Gene Ontology annotation, biological process: protein targeting; vesicle transport along microtubule; mitochondrion distribution. NCBI's taxonomy places the organism in Eukaryota, Metazoa, Arthropoda, Malacostraca, Decapoda, Parastacidae. Gene Ontology annotation, cellular component: mitochondrion; cytoplasmic vesicle.
AUGCCGAAAUACAAAGACGCUGGCACCCUCACAGAUGUGUGUACUGGGGACAAUGUGGCCGAAGUGGAACUCAUAAGUCUGGUACAAGAGCAGAUCCCUCGUUAUAUCCUACGAGCUGACAUUGUUACUGAAUUUUCUGGUUACGACAACGCUGACUGGGGUGUGAGCUUCCCUGCGCUGAAGGAGGAGGAAGCGGAGGCUCUGAGCCCUGAGCAGGCAGAGGGAGCCCUGGCCUACUUCGUGUUAUGCGGGAACCGUGUGAGCCAGAUGACCAAGACCUACAAUGAUAUUGAUGCUGUGACCAGACUUCUCCAGGAGAAAGAAAAAGACUUGGAGCUUGCUGCCAAGAUCGGACAGCAACUUCUUGAACGCAACAAAACCCUAGAGGAACGUAAUGCACUGCUUGAUGCAGAGUUGUCUUCAGCUAGUGACAAAAUUUCUCAACUUAAGCAUGAUCUGCAGAUGAAAACCGACCUGCUGCAGAUAUACACCAAUGGCGUGGAUGAUACAAGCAGUUGUGAAACAACUCCAACUGGCCUUCGUCUGAUCAAUGUUGACAUCUUACAACAUCGAGUGAAAAACUUGGAAGAUGAGAAUAGAAGCCUACGUCAGGAGGCCUCCCAGCUGGCCAAUGACACUAGUGAGUGUGAGGAUAAAGAGAAGGAGCUGGUCUCAGAUGUUAUUAAACAGAUUAGCGAUGCAAAUUUACAAAUCGGCCAGCUUAGUGAAGAACUUGCAAAGAAAGUGGAGGACUCCCUACGGCAGCAAGAAGAAAUCACGCAGCUCCUUGCCCAGGUGGUUGACCUUCAGUCCCGUAGCAAACGGUUAGCUAUGGAGAAUGAUGAACUGGCCAACAUGGUGGGAGUGGCCAGAGAUUGCCAACAAGAGCUAACAAUGGAGUUGGCUGAACUAAAGGAAAAGUAUGCAGAGGUGUUAGACCUAUUACACGAUACACAAGAUCAGCUGAGACGGGUUCAGAAGAAGAACUUGCCAGGAAAUCGUGGUCACCAUCUCGGCAGCAGUCUUUUCAGUUCUCCCUUCAACUCUGGGAAUGAUUCCAUCGCCAGUGAACUUCACUCCCUCAACUCUCGGGUAAAAUGGAAAAGUGGCAGCAGCAACAUGCGUCGCACAUUUGAUACCGUGCGUUUGACAGGCAAAUGUGCUGGCUCAGGAUCACAGGGUUCUCUCAGCUCCUUGGGAUAUGGAGGAUCAGUGCACUCCACGCCUACCCGCCAUCCUUAUACCCCGUCACAUAUGGCAACUCCUACAAACAUGGCAUCCAGUGGGGGCACCUAUGCUAUGUCUUAUAUGGGUUCCCAAGGCUCAUCUGUCUAUUCUGGGGGAUCAGGACAUCCAUCUUUGGAUUCUGGUGCAGAUUCUGAUGCUUCUAUGCACACAGAUUCAGAGGAUAACUACCCAGGAAGUCACUUAGGUGUCCCAGGCUGGCCAGGAACACCAGACCUGGACUCGUGCCUGCGUCGGCUUGGUCCAGGAAAUCGUUCUGGAACACCAUCGCAUUUCUUACCUUAUGAAUGCCGCACACCAGAUUCUAUCAUGUCUACUGAAUAUUUGCCUCAUACAGGAAGCGGCAAGUCAGGCUUAAGCACUUAUGGUGGCAUGAAUGCUAGUGACUGUCUUCAAUAAAGAUUCCCAUGUGUU